This is a messenger RNA of Acanthamoeba castellanii str. Neff, 1614 nucleotides long. RefSeq lists its product as uncharacterized. The record is from RefSeq and is a predicted model, not a curated record. Bases 1 to 1614 code for a protein of 537 amino acids. Lineage: Eukaryota; Discosea; Longamoebia; Acanthamoebidae. The transcript has a single exon.
AUGAAGCGUGCCUUGGCCGACGUCGAUAACGACGAUGGUGGAGACAAUCUCCCCGACCCACAACGAGAGACCUCUGCCAACAAGAAAGCCAGGAUAGAUGUAGACAACGACGACAGCGAGUGGUGCUUGCUUCAUGUGCUCCUCUCGAACGAAAAAGCCAUUACCACUCACUAUCUGUCCCUGCUUCCGCCACGCUGUCUGUGCAAUGUGCUGGCGGCGAGCAAACCGCUCCGCGCGUGCUUCUUCGGCGACGACGGCGGCGGGCUGAUGGCCGAGGUUAUGCCCUGGGUGCUGAGCGCCCGCCUGCAAUUCGACCUGCAACUGGGCGGCGAUGCCAAGGUCACCGAGCGCGCGACGCUGACGGUCAAGCCCAGCCGCGCAUGGUUCUCAUCCUACCAUCUCUACGGACAGAGCGUCGAGAUAGUCCGCCAGACGCUGGAUGCCAUCGAGGCGUUCCAAGCCCAAGGAACCAUGUGGAUCGCCGCCAUCGCCUCGUUCGAAGCCUACUCCAAGCGCAAAAACUCUCCCAGCGCCGCAUCGUCUUGGCGGGCGCACGACUGCCAGGGCACAAUUCUCGACAUGAUCAUCAGUCACUCCUCCCAUCUCCAGAAACUCUGGGAGGCUGCCCAUGCGGCCGUCUUCUCCUUCCCUUUCGGCCAGGGCGCGGCGAGGCUGCUGCGCGUGUCCGAGUCCCUCAUCGCUGAGGCUCGGGUCGACCCUCUCCGCAACAGCGCCACGUUCCACCGGCUGAAGCGAGAUUGGGACACAUCACACGACAUCGCCAAGGCAUACAGCAAGAGCAACCGUUCUUGCAGCAACACGUUCACCAUGAUCGAGGCUUCGUGGCUCUCGCUCAGGACACUCGCUUCCUCCCCCGACUCGUGUCGCCCCUCUGCGCAUGAUCUCCAUUCUUCUUCGCAUCUGCGCGCCAUGUUCAUUCGCCACACGGACACCCUCAUUGCAGCAACACGUCCCUCUGCCCAGGUCGCCGGCAGCGAUCCCGGCAACCUCGCUCUGUUUGGCCACUUCCUAUCGGAGCAGGUCACCCUCAGCAGCAGAAUCACCGACACCACGGAACAAAAGCAAGACGCCGAGCAACUGGCACGGGCACUCGUGUCGUGGGCUUCCAUGAGCAACAUAGCGGCCGCGAACGCCUCAGUCGUCAAGCGCCUGAUCAACGCCUGCUUUCGCGUUCUGCCGAAGUACGACAGGUCAGGCACCAAAAACGACGAAAAGCCCCACGACCCAGUCGUCACCGAAGCCAUCUGCGUCAUCAUCGGCAGAUGUUUUGCCUGGCUUGCGGGCCAAACGCUGGGGCCGGAUUGCCUCGGCACGCCGAACCUCGAGUACAUUGUCUCCUCCACGAUGGACCUUUGGACCGGUCCGCAAGCCAUCGACGGCAUUGUUCCUCUCUUGUCGACAGAGAGCCUGCGGCACAUCUACGCGGAGGGCCUCAAGCACCUCAGCAAGAACAUGGCGUGUCGCAGCCUUCUCAAGCGCGUGGCCGUUUCCUUGAGAGGCGCCAGCAUCACUGACCCAAGCCCGGACUGGAUCAACAGGCUGUGCGAGUCGCUGGAACUCACCAGCCAAUGUUUCGACCCUGUAGGAGCAUGA